Juglans regia (Persian walnut) is the source of this 4360-nucleotide messenger RNA. Its product is annotated as putative disease resistance RPP13-like protein 1. Gene Ontology annotation, biological process: defense response to other organism. Gene Ontology annotation, molecular function: ADP binding; protein binding. The record is from RefSeq and is a predicted model, not a curated record. Bases 318 to 2387 code for a protein of 689 amino acids. NCBI's taxonomy places the organism in Eukaryota, Viridiplantae, Streptophyta, Magnoliopsida, Fagales, Juglandaceae. The transcript has 3 exons.
UACUUUCUCCUUCCCAUUUUCUGACGAAAACAAUGGCAGUGGGAGAGCUCUUUCUUUCUGCAUUCCUUCAAGUGUUGUUUGACCGAUUGGCGUCUCCUGAGUUGCUGAAAUUUGCUCACUGAGAGGGACUUCGAAAACAGCUGGAAAAGUGGAAAAAAACGUUGACAAGAAUUCAAAAGGUGCUUGAUGAUGCAGAGGAGAAGCAACACAUUGAAAGGUUAGUGAAAGAUUGGCUUGAUGAUCUCAGAGGCUUGGCCUACGACGUGGAAGAUAUAUUGGAUGAGGUCGCCACGGAAGCAGCUUUGCGACGUACAUUGAUGGCCACUAAAAGUCAAGCUAGCUCUAGUAAGGUACGGAAUCUCGUCCCUUGUUGGUUUACUGGUUUAACUCCAAGUGCCGUUAAGAUCAAGAUUAGACUUGGGUCAAAAAUAAAGAAAAUCACUGCUAGAUUUAAUGAUCUCGUGACACAAAAAGAUCAAUUGAAUUUGAAGGAAAAUUCUAGUCCGAGACCAAGCAAAAGAAGAGAGAGACCUCCCUUAACUUUCGCAGUGACUGGAGAUCCAACAUACGGUAGGGUGGAAGUCGCAGAGGAUAUACUUCAAUUAUUGGUUAGUGAAAAACAUGGUGAUGCUUUGAAUGAAGUUAAGGUGAUUCCUAUCCUUGGUAUGGGGGGUAUCGGAAAGACAACAUUGGCCCAGCUGGUUUACAAUGAUAAAAAAGUGGAGAGCUUUUUCCAUCUGAAAGCAUGGGCUUGUGUUUCUGAAGAUUUUGAUAUUGCUAAAGUCACAAAAACGAUUUUACAAUCUAUGAGCAAGGAACUAGACUGUGCUGACAAAUAUCUAAGUUGGUUGCAAGUUGAAUUGAAGAAAAUACUACAUGAGAAAAGGUUUCUAGUAAUUGUUGAUGAUGUUUGGAACGAGAACUACAAUGAUUGGACUCGCUUGCAUGCUCCAUUUAAAGCAGGGGCUCCAGGAAGUAGUAUUAUCGUCACAACUCGUAAUAAGGGAGUAUCAUCACUAAUGAGAAACAAGGAAGUUGAGCCUUUUCAGUUGGAGUUGUUGUCAAAUGAAGCUUGUUUGUCCAUAUUUACCCAUCAUGCAUUGGAAGCAAGAGACUUCAGUGCCCAUCCAAACCUUAAAGAUAUUGGUGAGGAACACGUUAGAAGGUGUAAAGGCUUGCCAUUGGCAGUAAAAACUAUUGCAGGAGUCAUACGCAUUAAACAAAAAGUCCACAAUGAGUGGGAAAAAGUUUUGAGGAAUAAGAUAUGGGAUAUUCCAGCGGAACAAAGUGGAAUUCCUUCCUCUCUUAUGGUAAGCUAUGACAAUCUCCCUUCACAUUUAAAGAGGUGCUUUGCAUACUGCUCAAUACUACCAAAGGACUAUGAAUUUGAGGAGAUGGAGGUGGUUAUAUUAUGGAUGGCAGAAGGUUUGAUUCAACCACGACAAGAUGAAGAGGAAAUGGAAGAUUUGGGUUUCGAGUAUUUUUACGAUCUGUUGUCAAGGUCAUUUUUCCAAAAGUCACGUAUUAAUGAAUCACAAUUUGUGAUGCAUGACCUCAUCAAUGAUUUGGCUCAAUCGGUUGCAGGCGAUAUGUGCUUUAGAAUGGAAGAUAGGGUUGGAGGUAACAAGCAUGAGAAUAUUCCUAUAAAGCCACGCCACUCAUCUUAUUUGGGAAGUGGAUAUGAUGUAGCUAAAAAGUUUGAGGUUUUUUCUAAAUUCAGAAGUUUACGUACAUUCUUACCUCUCGUGCUACCAUAUCCAGGUGGUUGCUAUUUGUCUCAUCAUGUUCAUUUUGAAUUGGUUCGAACAUUACGUUGUUUAAGGGUGUUAUCUUUCAACGGAUACUGGAUAACGGAGCUACUGGAUUCUACUGGUGAUUUAAAGCAUCUGCGGUACCUUGACCUUUCCAAAACUAGAAUUAGAAGCCUACCAGAAUCAAUAGCUACUCCUUACAACUUACAAACAUUGUUGUUGAAAGACUGUACUCGUCUAAAAAAAUUACCUUCAAUGUUUCGAAACUUGGUCAACUUACGCCACCUCAACAUUGAAGAUGCAAAUAGUUUGGAAGGAAUGCCUAUGCAAAUAGGUAAACUAACUUGUCUCCAAAUACUAUCUAAUCUAGUUCUGGGAAAAGACAGUUACUCUGGAAUAAAGGAGCUUGGACCUUUGAAGCAUCUUCGAGGGACACUUUGCAUUUCAAGAUUAGAGAAUGUGAUUGAGCCUAAGGAUGCAAAGGAUGCUGAAUUAAUUAAAAAGACAAAAAUUAGUGUGUUGUCGUUGAAAUGGAGUGGGGACAUUGAUGAGUCGAAAGACACGACAAGUGAACUAGAGGUACUAAGUGGGCUAUGGCCUCACAACGCUUUGUUUGACGAAGUUGAGUAUAAGUAACUAUGGUGGUACAAAAUUUCCGAAUUGGUUAAGAUCUCCUUCAUUUCCUGAUAUGGUCUCCUUGAGAUUAGGAAAUUGUUACAAGUGCACAUCAUUACCUCCAUUGGGGCAAUAUUUGCCAUCACUCAGAAAUCUUUGGAUCUAGGGCAUGUCUAAUGUGAAGAGUGUUGGUUCUGAAUUCUGUGGUGGUAAUUUAGAGACUUUGCAUUUCGAAUACAUGGAUGAGUGGGAGAAUUGGAGUCCUUGUGAAGAAUUCCCAAAUCUGCAUCGGCUUUACCUUCAUCAUUGUCCGAAGCUAUUAGGGAAGAUACCAAACAACCUUCCUUUACUAAACGAAGUUAAGAUAAUUGGUUGUGCGCAGUUGGUGGUCUCACUUUCAUGCUUUCAAGAUAAAUGCAAAUUUAUAAUUGAGAGUUCCUAAGGGGUGGUGUGUGAAAGCAAGGCUACAUUUAAAUCAAUAACAUUCUUGGGAUCAGUUUCACAAAUACUUCAAGGGCUUGAUAUGGAAGGUUUGUUAGAAUUGGAAGAGUUGUCUAUUUUCGGUUUUCCCCAACUAGUCUCUUUGGUGGCAGAAGAAGUUGAUCAAGAGCAUUUCCAGCCAUCAUUACCCAAGGCAUUGAUGUACAACAACACGUGUCUUCAGUCUAUUUAUAUUAGCCGUUGUGAUUCGCUAACGCAUUUUGCAAGAAGCCAUCUGCCUCCAACUUUAAAGUGGCUACAUAUAGGGCACUGCAAGAGUAUGAGGAAAUUGGUGGAGGAUGAUGAUAAUGAUACAAACAAUAGUACUACUUGUAGUAGUGGCAUCACAUCUCUUCUUAAGUACUUGCAAGUUAUGAAUUGUCCAUCCCUUGAAUCCUUAUCAUCAAGCGGGGAGUUACCUGCCACGCUUCAACUCCUCCUUAUUAUGGAUUGUCAGAAGCUGGAGUCAGUAGCCAAGAGUUUUCAUCAUAACUCAUUUCUUACAACUAUCUCCUUCGACAAUUGUGAAAAUCUUCAAUUCUUGAACGGCAUACACAACCUCACCUCGCUUCAAUAUUUGAAAAUAAAGAAUUGUCCGAGCAUUUUAUCAUUUCCCAAAGAAGGUCUUCCCCAAAUCUAACAAGACUUGAGAUCUCUCAUCUUAAAACCACUGAAGCCUUGUUCUAUUGGGGGCUGGAGAACCUCACUUCUCUUAAUGAACUUGAAAUCUGUGGAUUUCAGCAUCUGGUGUCCUUUCCAGAGAUGACGUUGCCUACCUCUCUAGCAAGCCUCCGCAUCUCAGAAUUCUUGAAUCUAGAAUGCAUGUCUUCUGUGUGUUUAAGAAAACUCACCACUCUUAAAACACUCCAGAUUUCUGACUACAACAAGCUCAUGUGUUUUCCAAAGGAUGGCCUGCCUCCCUCACUUCUAUAGCUUUAUAUCUCUUCUUGCCAAAAGUUGAUGUCCUUACCAAAGAAUGGCCUACAUGCCUGCCUCCCUACAGAAACUUGAAAUCUUACAAUGUCCUUUGCUGGUAGAAUGCUGCAAGAAAGAUCAGAGAGGAGAGUGGCACGGGAUAGCUGACAUCCCUUGUGUUCGAAUUUAAGGCUUACAAACGGAGGAAUAAAUCCCAAGGCAAGUUUGAAUGGUGGCAUUGGGGAGAUCCCGUCACUCCAAUUGCAUGUUGCGACUCUGGUUGAUUGUUCAAAAGACUGACACAAGUUGUUGCAACUUCUGACUGCCAUUUGAAAAUUGGAUGUGCAAACUCAAUUUAACAUUUUAGAGACCCAAAAUUGAGACUCACGUUUGCUGAAGAUCACGGCUGCUUUGAAGCCAUUGCAGAAGCCAAUAACCAGUUCUCAAGUUCCCAGGCCAAGCAUAUUCACAGGCAGUGGCCGUUAGAAGCCUUUGCCAUUACAAAUUGCAGAAGAAGCAGGCUAGAAGAGCAAACUAUACCAUCAUACUCUCUGUCAUUGGACUGCAAAAAUAUGGGGUGAAGUUCUAGGUUGCCUUGG